Messenger RNA from Adineta ricciae, 699 nucleotides. NCBI's taxonomy places the organism in Eukaryota, Metazoa, Rotifera, Eurotatoria, Adinetida, Adinetidae. The record is from the annotation of a GenBank genome assembly.
AUGCCUUUCUUGUAUCCACCACAAGCAACGCCAUUCCCAGUUUUAGUUAUUGCCAGUCAAUCUCAUGCUGACGAGGAGGAGGACGAGGAUGAAGAUUUCGAAGAUGAUUAUUUAUCACCGCCAUCAGCAGCUAUUUUCUCAAGUACUAUGCCAAUUCCAAUGAGAGCUGUAUCCCAUACAGUCCAUGAUGAUGAACAUCUACCUUUACCAAUGAUUAAUACUGACGAUGAUCCUCGAAUCUAUCGUUUACGUAUGCAUGUCGAUGGUUUUCAACCAAACGAAUUAAAUGUUUCUAUUCGACAUAGUCGGCUCAUCGUUCGAGGUAAACACGUUGUUUGUGUUCCACCUCAUUCAUCAAUUUCAUUAACCGAUUCGACCAUCGAUGGAAAUGACGAUAUCGAACCUGACUUUGUUGCAAAAGAGUUCAAACGUACAUUUACUGUGCCACCAAAUGCAGAUGUACGAAAAGCUCAUGCGCAGUUUUAUCCACAACAACAAUUACUUGUGAUUGAAAUUCCAUUUCAGAAUUGUACAAACGCAUCGGCACCACGAUCUCAACGAUCACGUAUUCGUCCGAUUGAUGUCUUUCUGAUGAUAGUAACUAUUUUAUUCAUGGAACGAGCAUUACGUAUAACGUAUGAACAAUUUAUGCUUAACGAGCCACACUUUUCAGUUGGAUCUAGUCAACUACCAAGCUGA